AAAGAGGUAGGCUGGCCAAGAUCGCGCAGCUCGGCGAUCGACCCACUGAGACUUUCCGAGCACAAAGAGAAACAGAUGAGUGAAGAUGAUGGUUCACGGACUUCCGUGAAGUGGUGCCGUUUGGAAGGAGCUGAUUGUGUACAUAGGAAGGUUUUGGUGAUUUAAAAAACUAUCUUUGGGAAUAUUUGCACAUUUCCCCAGGCGUGUUGAAAUUGUGUGACUUUGCGGAGCGUGUGUGCCGCUCACUGCCGCCCGUCCCUCACCCGGAGCGGCUAUCCCGAGGCGCCGAGCCGCUCAGCGGAGAGUUCGGUCCGAGCCGAGUCCCCGAGCGAAGGCCACGGCCGAUGGAGCCGCACUGGCAGAGUGAUUCAUUGUUCUGAGAAGGGGUCCAUAGACUUCACUGGACGGCAAGAGGUCUGUGGCAUAAAAAAGGUUAAGAACCUAACGGGCUCAGUUGCCCAGAAACAUCAUUGAGAACACCAUGUUUGAAGAAGAGCCCGAUGCUGUGGACCUGGCCAAGGAUUCGCGCCUUCAUCCUCUGGAACCUGAUGAAAUUGAAUAUGAACCGCACAGUUCCCGGUUGCUGGUGCGUGGUUUCAAUGAACACGAUCUGGAUGAGGAUGAGGAAGAUUAUGAGUCAUCUGUAAGACUGCUGGGCAAGUCAUUCAUGAACAGAAGUUCCAACCAUCGCAACAAUUUAUCAGGGAUGUAUAACCGUGACUCGUGCUCACUGCCUAUCAGUCGGACUUUCAUUGUUGGUGCAUUUGUCAUUGUGAUUAUACUUUCUAUAUCAAUGGUGGUCUACUUUCUGCCCAAAUGUACCUUCACAAAAGAAGGCUGCCACAAAUCAAACAUGACUUCAACCCUCAUAUAUCCUCUGGCAACCAAUGGACAGGUUUUCCCUUGGCCAAAGAUGAGAUUGCCUAAAGCUGUUGUACCUAUUCACUAUGAUCUUACUUUGCACCCUAAUCUCACCACCUUGAAUUUCACAGGCUCUGUACACAUAACUCUUCGAAUCAUGGAAGAUACCAACAACAUUACUCUUCACAGCUCAGAUCUCGAAAUCACCACAGCGACCAUUACUCCAGAAGGAACCAGCCACCCUAAGAAUGUGCAGGUUUUGGAAUACCCACCGCAUAAGCAAAUUGCAAUCAAGUUUAACCCAAUGCUGACAAAAGAAGAAAAAUAUGUACUGAAUCUGAAAUAUUCAGCUAAUCUAUCUGAAAGUUCCACUGGGUUUUUUAAAGGCACUUAUCAAGAUCAAAACAAAACAAGGAUAUUGGCUGCCACACAGUUUGAGCCUUUUUUUGCACGAAGUGCCUUUCCAUGCUUUGAUGAACCAGCAUUUAAGGCCACAUUUAGGAUCAGAAUAAUAAGGGAAGCAGGCUACAUUUCCUUAUCCAACAUGCCAAAGGAUAACACAACUGCAGUUGCUGAUGGACUUUAUCAAGAUAAUUUUAUGAAAAGCGUUAAAAUGAGCACUUACUUAGUGGCCUUUGUUGUUGCUGAUUUGACAAGCAUCAACCACACCACCACAGGAGGAACCCAGGUGUCGGUGUAUGCUGUUCCUGGAAAGACAGAUCAAAUGAAAUAUCCAUUGGGAGUAGCGAUGAAACUUAUCAACUUUUUUGAGAGUUUCUUCAAUAUAUCUUCUUCCUUAAAGAAACUAGAUCUGGUAGCACUCCCUGGCUUUCAGAGGGAGGUCAUGGAAAAUUGGGGCCUGAUCAUUGGUCAAGAAAUGGCACUUCUUUGCAAGGAAGAGACGGCUUCUGCAAUGGCCAAAUUGACAGUUGCUUACAUGAUUGCACAUGAAUUGGCUCAUCAGUGGAUUGGUAACCUAGUGACUAUGGAAUGGUGGAAUGACCUUUGGUUAAAUGAAGGACUUGCUACUUUCAUGGAAGAAUUUUCACUGGAAAAAGUAUUUCCUGAACUUCAACUAGAUGAAACUGACUUCUACUCUCACUUCAGGUUAAUGGAGAAAGACUCAAUGAAUUCAACCCACCCGCUCUUGACUCCAGUUGAAACUCUUGAACAAAUUGAGGAAAUGUUUGAUUUUAUUUCCUAUCACAAGGGUUCUUCCAUUCUGUUGAUGCUGAAAGAUUUCUUGAAUGAAACUAUCUUCCAGCAAAGAUUUAGACAGUACUUGCAGAAACAUCAGUAUCAGAACUCAACUAUUGAAGACUUCUGGAACAGUAUGAGUGAAGUUGGAAAUGUAGAUUUGAAUGUGAAGGAGAUCAUGGAAACCUGGACACGACAGACAGGAUACCCAGUGGUCACUGUCAAAUUAGAUACCACUACCAAUAAAAUCCACCUCAAUCAAACACGUUUCCUCAGGCCCUCUCAUCCACUGAAUUCCUCAUCCUCCUAUUGCAGUCACUUGUGGCACAUUCCACUGACAUAUAUAACCAGCAGUUGUGCAGACUAUAAACAGCCUAAGUGCAUCAAAAAGUGGCUCCUUAAGGAUAAAACAGAUACCAUUGACCUUAAAGAUCCAAAUGUGGCUUGGGUGAAGUUUAACAUAAAUCAUAAUGGUUACUAUAUUGUUGAAUAUGACGAGAGCAGCACAGAAAAAAUAAUGGGAUUAUUACAAACUAAUCACGAGGCUUUAAGUGAACAUGACCGAGCGGACUUUAUCAAUAAUGCCUUUCUGCUUGCAAGUGUAGGGAAAAUGUCAAUCAAGAAGGUGCUGAAUUUGACCAGCUAUUUGAAGCAGGAAGCUAGCACUAUGCCGAUAAGCGAAUCCCUAUAUCAACUGUACAAUAUCUACCAACUUGUGCAAAUCAGAGGAGAGUUCAAAAUCUCUAACUGGAUAAAGGAUUAUAUUUUUGAUAUUUUUGGACACUUGAUUGACCAACAAACCUGGAGCAACAAUGGUUCCAUCUCUGAAAGACAACUUCGUUCCCAACUACUUACUGUAGCAUGUGAUUUGAAUUAUGAUACCUGUGUUCAGAAUGCGAGUAAUCUGUUUAGCAACUGGAUGAAUUCUUCAGACUACAGUGUGUUACCAUCGGAUCUAACCGAGACCAUCUUCAGUGUUGGAGCCCGUACUGUUGAGGGCUGGACGUUUAUGUGCCGGAUGUAUAAUCAUUUGCAAUCAGGGGUGGAUCAUAGGAAAAUGCUUAGAGCAAUGGCAAAAACCAACAAUACUGAGCAUCUGCUCUGGCUGAUGUACAACAGCUUGAAUCACGACACCAUAAGGAUACAGGAGUUACCUUAUAUCCUUGCUGACUCCUGCAGCAGCCUGGUCGGAUGUCUUUUAGCUUGGGAUUUUGUUAAGGAAAAUUGGGAAGAGCUAAUUAAGAAGUUUGAUCUUGGAUUGUUUGAUUUUCAUAUCAUUGUCAUUGAAACAGCAUCAAAAUUCUCAACGAAGACCCACCUGCUUGAGGUCCAAGCAUUCUUUGAUUCACUGACAGACAAAAGUUCACAAUCAGAGUUCAUCCAAAAGGCACUGGAUAGAAUUCAGUUGAACAUUCAAUGGAUGGAGGCAAACUUGAAAAGUCUGGAAAAGCAAUAGAAUUUUUUUCUGUUGUCAGUACAUUGAAUUUCAGUAAAUUAAUAGACUUGAGUGCAAAGCAAUGGCAAAUUGCUAUUGCGUAAAGCAAGGUGAAAUCAACUGUCAUUUGUAAAGUCAGUUUGUAGUAUUGGAGAGAGUUGAUGUCAGUACAGGGUGAAUUACAGAUUGAUCAGUCGUUGAACAUGAUUUGUAAUUGUGAGGAGCUGGAGACAAAUCAUGUGGCUCUGCGGUAAUGGGUGAAUGUAUUUUACAAAACAUUUUAAUAAGCAAAACAUUAUCUUUUGAGUUACUCACUUUAGCCAUUUGGUUUGAGUGGAAAAGUCGAGUAAUGUAUUCACCAGAAGUUAAAGGGAGAACAUUCAGCUUAGUUAUUUCAGCAUUAUUUUACAUUUUGCUUUUCAGUGAAGGCUUCUUUUUUUCCAGUUCGGUUUUCUCAUAAUAGGACAUUGUUUUGUGACACCUACUGUAGAAUGGAGAGAGACUCCUUUGUAAAGCGUAAUCACUCUGUAGUGUGUGGUGUACUCUGUGUACAAUAUAUAUCAGCUCUGUGAAUCCAUACAUUUUCAGUUACUGUAUCUGUAUCAGGACUACUGAUUUGACAGACAGAAGUCAGUGAUUGUUAUCGCCCCAAAAUGUUUUACAUUGAAAAGGUCAUUUUAUGGGAUGCCAUAAGUUAAGAAUUUCACUGAUCAUCAUAAAUCAUUUCCCUAGCUUUUCUGUGCUUUCAGUUGUUUUUCAACACUUGCCCGACUAGUUGCUACUGAAUAUACAUUUUUAUUAACAAAAUAUUCAACUUCAUAUAAAGAAAAAAAUGCAAAUCUAUUUACCAAUCUCUUUAUCUGAGAUUCUCUGAUAACAUGAGCUUUAUAGUCAUAUCAGAAUUACACAACGGAAUUAGUGAGACAUAUCACUGACAGCAUGGACAGUAUGUAAUUGACAGAUGUGUUUCAAUUACAAUUAAAGUUUGUGAAUUGCACCAGACCAAUCAGAAUGUAACAUUAUUCAAGUAGAUAUUCUUGUAAAUCAGUAUGUGUCAUCAUAAAUAAUUUAACAGAUGAAAUCCUGUGUCAAAAGAAAUGCAGAUUUAAAAAUAACAGGCUGAUUUAAGAGAGUAUGCAAAAUAAUGCAGCAAUAUCAAAUGUCAAUAUAUUUAUUAACCUCAGGUAUUUAAUUCAUUCUCUAUAUGAAUUAGGAAAUGCUCACUAUAUUAAUCAGGUAGUCAGGUUAAGUGCAGGUCAUGCCUAGAAUCACAUGUUCAAUAAAUAAUUGAAAAACGGUGCAGGAUUGUUUAAAUGAUUACAAAUAAUUAACUUACUAAAUAACAACUAGCUCAAUUAAUUUGUGUGUUGACCAUCACCAUUCAUUUUUGUAAUUAUGUGAGUACUUUUUCUUUGGUGACCAAACAGGAAGAGUAGUUAAGUUUUAACCUACAUGUACAAGAGUUAAAUGGAAGCCAUAGCCACCUAAUUUACUUUAAACAAAUUUAAUUAGCAUCUCCCCAAAAUGUAGUUAUUGCAUUGACAGUGCUCAUCUCUCAGGUGUAAAGUGGUACUUUAUAAUUUAUAUUUCUAGUUUAUCAGAGCUUAUUAUUUCAGGUUUAAAGUGCUACAAUUUGAAAGCCCACAGAUUAUUUUUGGAAUUUAAUAAAAUGUAAAUUAUACAAAUAUCAAUCCUUUAAUUUUUGAAAUAACUACAAAUUAUAUAUCUAUUUAAGUUGUUUGAUCUCUAUUAUUUUAAGCUUGCCUCAUUGCACAAUAGCAACUUGGAAAUAAGGUCUAAUGCAAAUUGAAAACUAUAUAUAAAUUACUAUCCUCUCUUUUGUGAAUCAAAUUAAUAAAUUUUAAUAAUUUUGGACUUGUGUGCUCAUUACUGAACUGCAAGCAAUGUAUAAAACAGAAAUACUGGUGCAUUUAGUGGAAAAAUAAAUAAUUUGUUGAAUAUAUAAUCUGAAAUAAAUUAACAAAUGAUUUGAGGACUUGGCCUCAAGCUGCGGGCUUGCCAGCUGCUGCACUCCAGGUGAGCAGACGAUGGAGGUGACAUAGCAUAGCAUACAUGCUUGGUUGGGGCUGGCCUCAAGUGGUCGACUGGUGGAAUCACAGGCUGGAAUUUUGGGAGCCACACCAUCAAUUUGCAAGUCACUCAGGGUCCUGGAAUAUGCAUAUGUUUUUUGCAUAAUGAUAUGUUUUUUUUACUUUUUGCUACUUUGAAUGUAUGUUAUGCACCUUGGCUCCAGAGGAACAUUGUCUUAUUUGACUCUAUCCAUGUAUGGAUUGAGAGAUAAUGAAACUAGGUUUGAUUUGAUUGAAAUCAUUAAAUGGACAGCCAUGGAAAAUGAGAGAAAAUCUGCAGAUGCUGGAAAUCAAAUUAAAAAACACAAAAUUCUAGAGGAACACAGCAGGCCAGGCAGCAUCAAUGGAAAAGAGAAAACACUGGCUGUUUCAGGCCCAGACCCUUCACUGGGACUAUGGAAAAUAGUUAUAAACUCUUACAUUUUAUUUUAUUGUUGUAGGAACAUGUUUUAAAACCAAAAUGCAGCUAUUUAUAGUGUUAAUGUACUUAUUAACCUUAGAUACUUAUUUCAUUCUUCAUAUGAAUUAAGGAAUGCAAAG
Molecule: messenger RNA, 6123 nt
Organism: Hypanus sabinus (Atlantic stingray)
Lineage: Eukaryota; Metazoa; Chordata; Chondrichthyes; Myliobatiformes; Dasyatidae
Product: leucyl-cystinyl aminopeptidase-like
Exons: 19
Coding region: 482-3514 (1010 amino acids)
Biological process (GO): proteolysis; peptide catabolic process
Cellular component (GO): cytoplasm
Molecular function (GO): zinc ion binding; metalloaminopeptidase activity; peptide binding
Source: RefSeq, a predicted model, not a curated record